This is a messenger RNA of Penicillium paradoxum, 975 nucleotides long. RefSeq lists its product as uncharacterized. Bases 1 to 975 code for a protein of 324 amino acids. The transcript has a single exon. NCBI's taxonomy places the organism in Eukaryota, Fungi, Ascomycota, Eurotiomycetes, Eurotiales, Aspergillaceae. Gene Ontology annotation, cellular component: mitochondrion. The record is from RefSeq and is a predicted model, not a curated record. Gene Ontology annotation, molecular function: nucleic acid binding.
AUGCGCCUCUUGCAACUACGCCAUGGCCUUGCUGCCGGACAUUCUCCCUUGAGACUUAAGAAUACCCGUCGCAGCUUUUCUAGCUCCCGGGUUCAUCAUGAGCUGACACCGUUCACCCGCCGGCUCUUCAAACUACCCUCAGCCCCAGCUCCACCUUCACAACACCACAAUGACCUGGCGACGUUUCUCUCCUAUGCGGAUCGUACUUCUCUCCCAGUGAAAAGUACUGUGCACGUCGGUACACACUACGAGUAUACCGUCUUGGAAACCCUACGUCGUUUUGCGCUCAGCCUUGACCGCAUCGGCGGCCGCGACGACGCCGGCAUCGACCUCGUUGGCACUUGGCACCUCCCAGAACGGGAACGAGAGCGCGCGCUCCGUGUAUUGGUGCAAUGCAAAUCUCUUAAGGCUAAAGUCGGUCCUAAUAUUGUCCGCGAGCUAGAGGGAACCUUCCGCCAGGCACCUGUCGGGUGGCGCACGAACCAGACAGUAGGUGUGCUAGUGAGCCCACGCGAGGCAACUAAAGGUGUUCGUGAUACACUGGCUCGGAGCACAUAUCCAUUAUUCUGGAUGAUGAUUGAGCGCGAUGGAACCCUGAAACAGGCGCUUUGGAACGCUCGGGCUGAAGAACUUGGAAUCGGGCCUUUAGGCGUCGAAGCGCGAUUUAAGCCCACAAAGGAAGGCGCCGAGUCAGGCGCAGUCACAAAGGAAUUUGUGCUGACCUGGGAUGGUUCUGAUAUCCCUGAUAUGGACCAGGUGGAGCACAAUCUCAAUGGCUUCAAGGAGCAAUGGGUCGCAUCCUGGGGCAUGGAUUUGACGGAAAGUCAGAAGGGCGAGCUACUUGAUACUGCAGAAAGCGUUCUCCCGAAUGAUCUCUCUGCUGAACUGGUCAAUAGAACGAUAUCGGAUGCUGACCGGACGAAAGUUCUUGAAGCCUUCAAAGAGCGACUGCAACAGCAACUGGCGUCCGAGUGA